UUCCGAGUAUAUAAAGGUAACGAUUGCCUGCAAUCCUCUGUACAGUGAUGGUCUGCCUACAUAUUUUUACAAAGUGAAAAAAAAAACCGACAAUUGUUGCCCUGUAUAUUUGAUUGAUUCAACGAAAGGUGUAAUCAUGGAUAAAACGAUAUUGAUUCUACUGAUUGCACUAGCUGCAACUGCAUAUGCUGCACCACAAGGCAAUCCAAACCAAGAUAUAACGAUUGUCAGGGCUGAGGAGAACAACAGUAUUGGCGUUGGUGGUUAUCAUUUCAGUUAUGAGCAGAGUGACGGACAAAAGAGGGAGGAAACUGCUGAACUUAAGAACGAGGGAUCUGAGAAUGAGGCAAUGGCCGUAACUGGAAGUUUUGAGUACAGGGGACCCGAUGGCAAGACAUACAGGGUAGAUUACACAGCCGAUGAAAAUGGAUUCCACCCGACAAUUACGCUCGUAUAAAUUAGGGUCUGAUUGACGCCGCUUCAUGCUCUGGAGCAAUCGUCGGGCCCGAUGCCAUUGGUCGAAGGAUCAAGAAGUUUCUCUGAUGUAUUUUGUAUCUGUUUUUUUUUUGAUGGAGUCGAACAGAAUAGCUGCGAGGCUCUGUUGAUGGCAUUAAAAAAAUUUGAGCUAUU
Molecule: messenger RNA, 630 nt
Organism: Diachasmimorpha longicaudata
Lineage: Eukaryota; Metazoa; Arthropoda; Insecta; Hymenoptera; Braconidae
Product: endocuticle structural glycoprotein ABD-5-like
Exons: 2
Coding region: 137-457 (106 amino acids)
Cellular component (GO): chitin-based extracellular matrix
Molecular function (GO): structural constituent of chitin-based larval cuticle
Source: RefSeq, a predicted model, not a curated record